AUGAUCAUAAUUGAACUAACAGUCCGUGGCAAGAGGGGUGUGAUGAGGCUCAUGAAUGGAAACGUGCAAGAUAUGAUAGCCUUCUGCGGGAUUGCAAGGAGAAGGGAUGGAAGCACCCUCAAUGCCCGCACCCUCGGCUCUCUGGGCCGGCUAGAAGAACUUGGUGCAAAUGCAGAAUCACAUGGCAUUGAUAUAAUAGCUGCCCAAGAACACCGAUUUUACCACCCUGACAACAUCCUCAAAUACCAUCAAGUCGGUUCUUAUCAACUCGUAACCUCCUCAGCAUCAAAGAAUACUGUUAAUUCAACAGUUGGAGGUAUCGGAUUUCUACUUUCAUCAAAAGCCAGUGAUACUCUAUUGAGUAUAGAGUCAAUCUCACCUAGAAUUAUGGUGCUUGAGAUAGAUGGAAACCCGAAAACAACAUUGGUAUGUGUGUAUAGCCCACAUAAUUCGUCUGUGGCAGACGAGAUUGAGAAUUUUUAUACAACCCUUCGUUCAACCAUUGAGCAAGUACCUCUCCAUAAUUUUCUAGUUGUAGCUGGUGAUCUGAAUGCUAGACUAGGACCCGAUGAGACCAAGUUUACUUUCAACUCUAAAACUAAUUGGAACGGAGAAAUGCUCAAAGACUUCUUGGAGGAAUUUAAUCUCUACACCUUCAACAAUUCUUUUAUGAAACCAAAAAGUCAACUUUGGACAUUUGAGUCCCCACUUGGUGAUAGGGCACAAAUUGACUACCUCAUCUUUCGAAAGAAAUGGCGCAAUAGUGUUAAAAACUCGAGAUCCUACUCUUCCUUUAGUUCUGUCGGCUCUGACCACAGAAUUGUAUCAGCUACCGUUAAGCUCAUCCAAAAAAGCUAA
This is a messenger RNA of Octopus sinensis (East Asian common octopus), 858 nucleotides long. Its product is annotated as craniofacial development protein 2-like. Lineage: Eukaryota; Metazoa; Mollusca; Cephalopoda; Octopoda; Octopodidae. The coding region runs from base 1 to 858 and encodes 285 amino acids. The record is from RefSeq and is a predicted model, not a curated record. The transcript is spliced from 2 exons. Gene Ontology annotation, molecular function: catalytic activity.